AUGUCCCGGUUUCUAGAAGGACUUUGGGACAUCCUUGGGCAGGAAGAGGCUGGGUCAGUGGCAGCCCGGGCAGGUACCCUUCCGGUGGCAUUAGCCUCUCUUCUGGAUAAUUUUGACAGGCUUGAUGGCAUUGGAGGGUUGUUGCUUUCCCCAAACCCGUGGGAGCACCCUCCCGAGGCAUUCGUGACGGGUGGUAUGCGGGCGGUGAGACAGUACUUCGAAGCUAUCUACAAGGGCGGAACUACCGCAGUGACCCGACCGCUCAAGGUGGUCAUCCUUGGAAAGGAGACUGUGGGCAAGACAAGGCAAAUGACUUUCCGAGUGCCGGACGCAAACGUUGUACUUGUGGGGAACAAGUGGGACCUCGUGGCAGAGGCCAAACAACAUGUAGCGGUUGACGUAGAACGAGUGAGCCGCGAGUGGCUGACUGCCUGGAUAGAGAGUGCGCACGGGCAUCAACCCCCACAACUUUCGUUGGAAGCCGGCGUCAGUCUUAGUAAGCCGGGGCAACGGGGUCUUUUACGUCGCAUCAUAUACAACCCUGUCGAUGACACGAGGGCUGUUACGAUGCGUCUUCCGCCGGGCUAUGUGCUCGCCCUGAAGUUGCUUGGGGAGCUGUCAUGCAGCAGGUCCGAGGCCGGACAGCAAACCCGAGUCAUGACAAGAGCGAGUUUGGAGGAGGAGUGGAAAGUCAGGGUAGAUGCGCUGGACGCAGCUGGAACGAAGGUAGCAGCCUCAGAAGCGGCCAUGUCUGGUGCAAUCUUGAUCAGGAAGUGGGAGGGAGGACUGGUGGAGUAUGGCAACUACAUCUUCCUUGACGUGGGAUGGUUUGCAGAUGUUCUGGACCUGUUGUUCAGUCACAAGUUAGAUUCAAAUGGCAUCAUUCAUCUCGGUGGCAAAACGGUGACGGUGACGGACGAUGAUAGCUUGAAACGGCUGCACACAUAUCAUAUUUUCGAGCCGCGACUCGCUUUGAAUAGUGCUGGGCUAACGUUUCCAAUUCCGAACGACCCCUUUGAGGUCUUGGUGGUUGUCUUGCGCAUGGACACAAAUCCCCCACCUGACUAUGAUGUGAAGGUCGAGGAAGAACAAGCGAGGAAAUAUUACGACCUCAGGCUAGUUGUGCAAUGCUCGUUCAGGCUAGGGUUGCCCCCCGGCUUCGUUGAGCGUCUCCUUGCACGGUGCUGCCAAUUGGGCUUUCCGCACCCCUUCUGGCGAUACGGUGCUCUCGUAGUGGGUGACGGUGCGGAAGAAGGCAAGUUCUCACUGACUUUGGAGCACUCCGAGGAUGACAAGACCCUGAAAGUGGAGGUGAACGGACGAUGUGACGAGGUCCAUGCGUGGGCGACUCUGGCGAAAGUACUCUCCGUGACGAUCAAGAUGCUCUCGGAGUUCCCUGGUUUACCGUGCCAGCUGGAGUUUAUCUGCCCUCGGCACGAGGACAAGGGCAUGUGCGUCUUGAAGGCCAAUGCACGGCCUGGAUCCCGUCUGGUCGAGCAGGGCCACUUUUGUCCCCUCUGCCCGGACCGCACGGCGGGCAACGACCUUCUGGGAGUUGCUCUACAGGUGGUGGAGUACUCAGACACGGAGUUCUCUGAUGCACAGCUCCGUGAGCAGUUUGCCGAUAAUGCCAAGAGGGUGGCUCGUCAGGGUCGUGCGCUCUGGCCGGCACUGGUGUUGGAGGUUCAGGCACCCAACCACGGCAGUCCAGACCGCCAGACGCCAUUGUACCGGGACCUGAAGGCGUGGGUAGCCGCAGCCACUUUGGCCUGCUUCGCUAUCUUUGGGGUGUUCGCUGGGAAGGACGAUGGCGACUCUCGUAUUUGGGGGGUGUUUCUGGGCCUUGGCAUCUUUCUCUCGGGGGCGGAGUUUGUUUUAAUUGCCAAACACUACGAGAUCUUGUGCUUCAAACGAAAAGAGGGGGUGGGCGCUGGAAACGAACACGGGGGUGAGGAGCGCGCUGGAAUUAAACAAGGGGGUGAGGCCAGUGCGUAG
This is a messenger RNA of Ectocarpus siliculosus, 1995 nucleotides long. The record is from the annotation of a GenBank genome assembly. Lineage: Eukaryota; Phaeophyceae; Ectocarpales; Ectocarpaceae.